AUGGCUGCGGAAGUUGGUGGCAUGCCAAAUGGCACCUACGCGCCACACCACGCCUACGCUGGCAUCGACCAGAACGCUUACGCCUACUCCGCCAACGCCGCCGCUACCUCUCAACCCCCCGCUCAGCAGGCCCCGCCCGCCUCGAGCACCCCGUCCAACGCACCCCAAGCACAGCAACCCGAGAUCAGCAAGGACGAGGUGGGCUGGUAUUUCGUCGAGCAGUACUACACCACGCUCUCGCGGAGCCCCGAGAAGCUCUAUCUCUUCUACAACAAGCGCUCCCAAUUCGUGUCGGGUACGGAGACUGACAAGGUCCCCGUCUGCGUUGGCCAGCGCGCCAUCAACGAUCGUAUCACCGAGUUGAGCUUCCAGGACUGCAAGGUCCGAGUCACCAACGUCGACUCGCAGGCCUCGGAUUCGAACAUCGUCAUUCAGGUCAUUGGUGAGCUUUCCAAUAAGGGACAACCGCACAAGAAGUUCGUCCAGACCUUCGUUCUCGCUACCCAGACCAAUGGAUACUUUGUGCUGAAUGACGUCUUCCGCUACUUGGCCGAGGAGGAAGAGGAGCCGGAACAGGAGGCCGAGCCUGCUGCUGCACCAGUUGAGGAUGUCCAACAGGUCUCUGGCACCGAGAGCGGCUACCAGGAGCCACCGCCAACCGAGGUCGAGCCAAAGACCUUGAGCAGCUCUACCGACCCAGCUGUCGUGGAGCGUGAUGCAGAAGGUGUCGACAAGGAGAUCGAGGAGAAGUUGCUCAAGCAGGAGCAGGCUGAAGAGGUCGCCGCACCACAGGUCAAUGGCGAGCACGUUGAGCCAACGGAGGAGAUCGAAGCACCAGCUGCCUCGGCAGAGCCCGAGGCGGCGCCUGCCGAGGAGGAAGAGCGACCUGUCGCUGCUGAAGCGGAGCUUCAGCCUGAGAAGCCCAAGGACCCCGAGCCAACUCCUAUCGCAUCUCCGCCAAAGCAGGCGCCUCCACAGCCUGCCCCUGCACCGAAGCCAGCUACUCCAGCUGCGCCCAUGUCAUGGGCCAGCCGUGCUGCGGCCGCUAACAAGGUUGCUACGCCCGCUACCCCGUCGACCGCCUCGUCUACCUCUACUGCACCUCGCCCAACCGCCCCGGCUGCUAAGACUGCCACUCCACCUACUGCCCCUGCUGCAGCAUCUGCCCCAGCUCAAGCAGCGGCCGCGCCAUCGGUACCCGCAGCGGAGGCUCAGCAGGAGACUCAGCCCGCUGAUGCGCAAGAUGAGUGGAGCACAGUCACUUCAAGCCACAACCGACAGCAGUCCCGUCAGACCAACCAGCCGCAGCAGGCGGAGGGCGCUCAGUUCCGAGGCUACAUCAAGAAUGUAUCCGAGAACGUCGACCGAAACGAGCUGGAGAACAAGCUCAAGUCGCUCUUCGGCGAGCUUGAGUACCUGGACAUCGCGCGCCAGAAGGUACGUUGCUCUGACCUCUCCAUACUGAGAAGAUUACAUGCUAACAUCUAUGCAGAACUGCGCAUUCGUCGACUUCAAGACUCGCGAGAGCCACCAGAAGGCAAUGAGCACUCCCUUCAAGAUCGGCAGCGACGAGCUCAUCGUCGAGGAGCGCCGCUUUCGCCCAGGCUCGACUCCUUACAUUCCGCGAGGCCAGUACCAAGGCGGUCGCGGAGGCCGCGGAGGCGCUGGUGGUCAGGCCCAGCGUGGCCAGUUCCAGGGAGGUAACCGCGGAAACGCUGCUCCUGGUGGUCCUCGCGGCGGCCGCGGCGGAAAUUUCGCAGGUGCUGCUAGAGGUGGUCGGGGUGGUGCAACCCAGGCAUAA
Lecanosticta acicola is the source of this 1801-nucleotide messenger RNA. The record is from the annotation of a GenBank genome assembly. NCBI's taxonomy places the organism in Eukaryota, Fungi, Ascomycota, Dothideomycetes, Mycosphaerellales, Mycosphaerellaceae.